This is a messenger RNA of Lates calcarifer (barramundi perch), 2097 nucleotides long. It is a transcript of the gene saxo4, whose product is annotated as protein phosphatase 1, regulatory subunit 32. The coding region runs from base 467 to 1618 and encodes 383 amino acids. The transcript has 12 exons. Lineage: Eukaryota; Metazoa; Chordata; Actinopteri; Centropomidae. The record is from RefSeq and is a predicted model, not a curated record. Gene Ontology annotation, molecular function: phosphatase binding.
UGUAAGAUUGUGAACGGCUGGUCGAGAAGUAUUGUUCAUAUGUAACAGUUUGUUGUGUUGCCAGUUUCUCAGUGUACUGGUGUUAUUCCAAAAUGCAGAAAAGCAGCUGGAUGUUGUAUAAACUGGAAACAUAGUUUUUCCUGCUGCACCAGUAAACACAUAAUUUGUGUCUAAGACAGGUGUUAAAGAAAUAAAACACAGACACUGACAUACAAUAGAAACAUUAUCUGAUGUAAACUGUGAGCAGCCAACCUUUCACUCCAGGCUCAUUCUUCAGCUGUAAUGUUCAGCUCUUGUGCUGAAUCACCUAGCAACAGACCUGUUUACCCUCAAAACCACCACAAGGCAGAGAGGUGAACAAACAGCCUGGAGUUGCAGGUACGUCUGGAAACAGUGCCCACAUGCCCUGAGGAUUUUUGCCAUCCAUCACUGUUGUCAGUGAAGGUUUCCAUUACAGCAGUCACAGAUGGCUGAGCUGAGGAGGAUAGUCGCGCCGACUGUUAGAGCAACAGGCGGCUGUGAACGACCGACCAAAGACACACUUACAGUCUGUAACACGUCUUACAGGGCGUCGUACGGUGGGAGAGUUCACGACCCAGGCAGGCCGAGCUUCACCUCUUACCUCGGACAUCCCAGUGAGACAGGCUUCACAUCAAACCAGAGACCAGCUGUAUAUUACAGGCCUGGUCUGGACCACACUGACAACCCUCAGUUUGGGCUUCUGUUAUCUGACAGUUUCAUGUCUCAAACCAAACGGCAUUACCAGCCUCACAUCCGGUCUGACUGUUUGGGGGCUUUGCCGAACCUCAUUAACAAACCCAGAGACAGUGGCUUCCAUCAGCUGCGGAGUCAUCCAAAAACAGAGAGUGGUGAGGAGAAGACAGAGUACCAACGACUGUUUGUGGCUCAUCGUCUCACACCUGCAGUUUCCCAAAACCAUGUGACUAUAGGUCCUAAACGAGAGACAGGUUUCUCUGAGGGGACAGACCUUCUGUUUAACACCUUUCAGGAGAAAAACAGCAGCAGGGUUGAGCCUCGCCACACUCACAGCUCAGUGAUGAAAAACGACUUCUUGCCACCGUCAUUUCUGCAGGGCACUGAGGCGAUACCGGGCCUGCGCAGCCAUUCUUGCAGAGAAACAGGAUUCACUCGAGGUGCCAUCGCUCCCUUGGCCUGCCCAUCCUCUCUUCUGCCAUCACCCCAGACUAAAACUAAUGCACCGACUGAGAAGGCCAUUGGAAAAAAGGAGCCCACAGGGUCUCUUCUAAAUGCUCCAAACAACCAGGCUUUCCCUGAUACACCUUUCAAUUGUUCCCACUUCACUACACAUUAUAAGAGCAAGUUCUGUCAUGAUGCUAAUGUGGAGAAGUGGAGAUCUGGUCACACCGGCGCAGGAAUCAUCAGCUCAAAAAUGGUCAACGGCUACAAUCGGCGGGACACGGACAGAAGAGGAAGGAAAAGCUGCUGGGGUCAGAUGUGCAGCUCCUCUGUCAGCCUGAUGAACUGUGGCAGAAGAGGCGGACAAACGGGGAGACAGGCCGCACGCUGCUUGAGGAUAAUCCUGUCUGAUGUACUGAGGACCAAAAGAGCUGAUUUGCAAAUUUCUGCAUCGCAUUGAAACGACCCUGAAAUGACACAAUGGACUGUAAGCAGUGGACAGACAGACAGACAGAGACCUCAGGGGGGGCAAAUGGAUGUGACUGCUGAGGUGAAUGUCCAUUUGUUGAAUACAGAUGAAGCACUACAUGACCCAGCCAGCAUGGGAAACAUAUGGAAAAAGAAACAAGCAAUUAAAAAAUAACUCAAACAAAUAUAAACAUUAAUGUACUUAGAGCAAAUGAAAUCACGUUUCGGUUAAAUCACAUUGUUGCACCUGUCUCUGGAUGAUGACAGAAGCAACACGAGACUGUAAUGAUAUUGUAUUGCUACAUCCUAGGGGUUAAAUAAGGACAAGGAAGGUGUCUGCUCAAAGGAGCACUUCUGCACCACCUGCUGGUGGACGAGGGAACUGCAACACUUCAUUUUCAAAAUAUAAUGGCUGUGUUCAUGAGAAGUGUGGCUUCUUAUUUUCGACUGUAAAUACUCAAGAAUCAAAAU